CAUCAUGGCCACCAAUUUGAUCGUAGCCUUGGCAUGCUUCGCCCUUUGCAAUGCCAGUCCUGUAUUUUUAAAGAGUUACAUAUUCCGUACCGGACGCGGUUAUUCGGUCGGUCAAGGUUACACUAACAAUGCCGGCGGUCGGGCGACAGGUUCAGCAACUAUUAAUGGGGGUGUUCUUCAGGCAUAUGGAACCGCAACCAAUGAUGGAUACAGUCAACUAGGAAAGAACGCUUUUGGCGUUCCCGGGGAGGCUGUAGCUAAGGCGGAAGUAUACAAUGGACCGGGGGGUCCUGCCAACGGAGAAGCUAAAGCUGAGGCACAAAACACACCAACCUAUUACGCCCUGCCUGAGCCAGCGACCAUCAUCUCUUACAAUCAAAAGUUUGAAACGCCUGCUGAAAUAAGAUACGAAUAUCCUGGAACCAUCGCACAAUCAUCUGCUGUUAUAAACGAUAAUUCUGAGUCGUCUAUCACUUCUGCUCGGGCCGAAGGUCCUGGUUCAGCGGAGUCUACUGCUAAGACCCAAGGUGUUGGUACAUAUGGAAUCACCUCAUCGAAUGCUAAAACUUUCGGAUCUGGUUUUGGGACUGCCUCUUCCAACGUCAACAAUGGCUACGGAGCUGUUAAUACCGCAGCAAAAACACAUGGAUAUGGAUCGGCUUCUUCAAAAUCAGAAAGUGCUCUAGGUUUGACAUCGGCUGCCACUAAAACAAAUGGUGGUUACGCAAGUUCAUCUGCCAACAAUGUUCUGGAUUCCGCGGUUGUAUCAGCUACUUCUCAAGGUAUUGCCUCAUCUAAGGCUGACAUCAACGCUGUUCAAGGAGUGAUUAUUAGCCCUGUAGAAACUAGCAACCUGCAGAGAACUGGCUGGCGAUUCGGAACAGCCUAUAACGUUCCAACUCCAGGACAAGCCCAAGUUUCCAGCCAAGCCAACGGAGGUUCUGCCAAGUCGACCGCUCACACAGACGGCGUUGUGACUACCGCUGAUGCGCAAGGCUACGGGUCUGCCAACGCCAAUGCUAAUUUACACGGUGCAUCCGUCAACUCAGCAGCCAACUCCAACGGCAUUCGUUAUGGAGCUACAAAAUAUGCUGCCGGCAAUGGAUAUGGAUCUGCUCACUCAACUGUUAACAAUGGUUUAGGCAACAUUAAAUCUUCAGCCAACUCUAACGGAUAUGGGAAUGCCAAUUCACAUGCUGAUGUCAACGAACAAGGCUCUCUUUUAUCGGUUUCAAACUCCAACGGCCAAGGAACCGCUGCCUCAAGUGCGAAUUCUGCACCAUCUUAUGCCUUCCGAGGACUUCCAUACUCCUUCAACCCACAAACAAGCGUGAACACUCAGACGUCUGGUCAAGGAUCAGCUUCCGCUAGGACUCAGGGUCUGAACUCUGGAUACAGGACGGUUAACUCUGCUGCUAACUCUUUUGGACAUGGAACCGCACAAGCCAAUGCUAGAGCCUAAAUUGAGUGUGCCUAAGUCACAAAUAACAUCAAGACGACUUUCAAGUUUCAAAUCACACAAAUGCCUUAACUUGUCUUGAUGUA
This is a messenger RNA of Maniola jurtina (meadow brown), 1545 nucleotides long. Its product is annotated as fibroin heavy chain-like. The transcript has 2 exons. The record is from RefSeq and is a predicted model, not a curated record. NCBI's taxonomy places the organism in Eukaryota, Metazoa, Arthropoda, Insecta, Lepidoptera, Nymphalidae. The coding region runs from base 5 to 1462 and encodes 485 amino acids.